This is a messenger RNA of Corythoichthys intestinalis (scribbled pipefish), 2497 nucleotides long. It is a transcript of the gene ndfip2, whose product is annotated as Nedd4 family interacting protein 2. The transcript is spliced from 8 exons. The record is from RefSeq and is a predicted model, not a curated record. The coding region runs from base 181 to 924 and encodes 247 amino acids. Gene Ontology annotation, molecular function: WW domain binding. Gene Ontology annotation, biological process: vacuolar transport; positive regulation of protein ubiquitination; ubiquitin-dependent protein catabolic process. NCBI's taxonomy places the organism in Eukaryota, Metazoa, Chordata, Actinopteri, Syngnathiformes, Syngnathidae. Gene Ontology annotation, cellular component: Golgi apparatus; perinuclear region of cytoplasm; endoplasmic reticulum.
CCAAACUUUACGUCAUUAUCAACAACGAAGCGAGCAUAUUGUGAGCUACGGCCAUUUCUUACGUCGCUGUAUUUUCUUGACAAUUUUAUUCUUCGAUAUACACAGUAUUUCUGUUUUGGCAAGCAAGGAAAUUUGUUAUAGUUUAUUAGCUGGCUCGCAAGCCAGUUGAAUCUCUCCAGAAUGGAUCCAACAAGUCGAUACCAAGUGCUGCACAAUGAGGAUGACUCCUCCGAGGCCUCCGGCAGUGAGCAGCAGCCGUCCUCCGACACCCAGGCUGGAACAUCUCUGGACCAAAGCCAGACACAGAGCGAUGAACUUCCUGCUCCACCACCAGCAGAAGCUGGAGGUGCAGAAGCAGCUCCGCCACCUUACGCCUCUAUAGACCUGGGCGCAACUGCAGCUUUGCCGGAGACCAGUUUCCAAAGUGACUUUCCAGUGCCACCACCGUACAGCGUGGCCACUUCGUUGCCCACGUAUGACGAAGCGGAAAAAGCAAAAGCGGCGUCCAUGGCUGCUUCCGCCGUGGAGGUCGUAUCACGGGAGGACGAAUUUCUUCCCAGAGAUGAUUUCAGCGAUGCUGACCAACUGCGAGUUGGGAAUGACGGAAUCUUCAUGUUGGCCUUUUUCAUGGCCUUCCUGUUCAACUGGAUCGGCUUCUGUCUGUCUUUCUGUUUAACCAACACCAUCGCAGGGCGUUACGGCGCCAUCUGUGGCUUUGGGCUCUCACUCAUCAAGUGGAUUCUCAUUGUCAGGUUCUCUGACUACUUCACUGGCUACUUCAAUGGUCAGUACUGGCUGUGGUGGAUCUUCCUGUUGCUUGGUCUCCUGCUGUUCUUCAGAGGUUUUGUCAACUAUCUCAAGGUCCGCAAUAUGUCAGAAAACAUGGCCUCUUCGCACAGAACACGUCUCUUCUUCCUGUAUUAACAAGGGUUCCGCCCCGUUGCCAUUCCGUUCCAUUGACAUGUCCAACAACUACCACCCAUCCCCACCCUCGAAUGACCUGCUAGACCAUCAUUGCAGUGAAGAGGAAGAAGGGCAGCAAAGUAAAAAGUAAACGUAGGGAGAAAUGUGUAGUUGAAUGUAUAGCGGAUAGAUAUAGAUUUUCUCCACUUGCAGUGAGUUGUGCCGCUCGGCCAACGAACAAUUCUGAUCAAGUCUUACUUCAUCCAGGAAUUAGCACUUUGACCUUGGCAGGGGGUGCGGGUGCUGCCUACACCCUUGUUAACACCCUAGUCACUUUCACUUAAAUCAAUACUAGACAAUUUAUAAACUUGCAUAUAGGACUAGCUGACAUAUCCCGUGACGGCUCACCAUUCAGAGCUGACAAUAAUCCGAUUUUUUGGGGCAAUAGUCGAUUGAAGUAGUACCUAAUAAAAUAGCAUUUUUGGCACAUCCGAGCCAAAAAAUAGGAUGAAUUUCAGGAUUGUUUCACGUCCUAUGCAUCACCAGCGAGACAAUUUUACCGAAGGAGGGCUACUCUCACUGCUGUCAUUUCUGAUAGUAACAAGACAAAUAUUUGACCACCAGCUGUGGUCGUUUUUUUUCCUUAUUCAACAGCGUCUAAUUACGGAUGGAGGAAAAGCAAACUUUCGGCUGCGCUAGAAGGUAAGUUAGACAUGGCCUGAAAGCAAAAAAAAAAAAAAAAAAAAAAAUUUACAAGUCCUAUGCAAUGUCGUUGAGUUGCCGGGAAAAAUCUUUUGGAUUAAGACGUCAUUAACAAUUCAUUAAACGCUGGGCAAUAAAACUUAAAAAUGUGAUUGGCCGUGCAUUUACAAAUGUGUAUGGUUUUAUAUUAUGAAGAUAUAAAUAGUAUCCGUCCUUUUCCAUUGAAGUGUUUUGUGACAUGAAAUCCUAUUUGCUAGUAUAAAAUUAAAAAACUAAAGCAAGCAGAGAUGUGAUUGUUCGGCGUAAUCAUAGAAAGUGAUAACAACUGAGCCCGUCUGGACAAAGUAAACAUCAACCCCAAAAUGUCAAAAUGUAAAUACCAGCUUAAAACCAAUUCAUAUUUGCACUUUGAACUUCUGUACAGUAUAAUUUGUGAAUCUGCUUAACUUUAUGUGGUGUUGGAGCAGUUAAAGAAAAUAAUCAAAACUGCCUUCUAUGAUUUUCAACUUGAAUUCUUAAUCAUGUGGAAUACUGCUGUUUUUUUUUUUUUUUUUUUUUUUUGGUCUUCUUUGCACUUUUCACACUUUUUUUUGUUUAUCUUCUGAACUGUGACUGUUUAAGUAUUGCCAAACUUUUUCUCGCCUUUUUUUUUCUUCUCCCCUUCAGCCUUUUUUCAGCAAUAUCCAAAAUUUUCUGCAUGAUUUACAUGCUCGAAUGAUUAGCAGGGAUAUCAGGAGUUCAACGUUUAUUUUGAAAGCCAUGAACCAGUACAAAGAACAAAUGAAAUAAGAUGGCAGUCAUUUUUGUUGUUGCUUUGGCAAAUGUAACCUGUCAUUUAUUGUAACUGGAAUUAAUUGAUGUAUCGGGAAAUGACAAUAAAGUUUGAAAAAUG